UCAUUUGGCGUACGGACCAGCCUCACUUCCGCUACUGCCGAUAUCAAAAGACCGGACAACAUUUGCACAAAUUGUUUUUCCCCCCACAAGGAAAUGAGUCGUUUUCAUCUUCAUCCGAAGUGCAGAGUAUUGGUUUUAAUGCUCACGCCGUAACGCUUUUUGAGAAGAUUGACUCUUAGUAGAAGACUGAAGACGACGAUGGCGGAGAAACAAAAAAGCAGUGAACUCCAGUUUAUAAAGGAGCUGGUGGACGAAUUGUACAAUUACAGAGAUUGUUACUUUGAGACUCAUGGUGUGGAGGAGGCGGCCAAGAAACAAGAGGACGUCGCACGCGAGUUGGAAAAGGUGCUGAAAAAGCUGCAGGAGAAAGAAGUUUCCCCUUCAGAAGGCAACAGGCACAAAGCAGAGUUCCUGCUGCAGAAGGGCAGGUGCCUGAACGUAGCUCCAGAUUUCAGCGCCGCCGCGGAGGAUUGCCUUUCCCGUGCUGUGAAGCUGGAGCCUGGCCUGGUGCAGGGCUGGAACACUCUGGGAGAGCAGUAUUGGAAAAAGGGUGACCUGAUGGCUGCCAAGAACUGCUUCACGGGAGCCUUGCAGCAGAGCAAGAACAAAGUGUCUCUGCGAAACAUGUCCAUGGUCUUGAGGCAGCUCCCGGCGGCGGGCGGCGAUGCGCACGGCAAGCAGGUUCUGGAGAGCGUGGACGUGGCCCGGCAAGCUGUCCAACUGGACGUCACCGACGGGACAUCCUGGUGUGAGUCCGCCAAGCGUCAAGUGGUCGAAAUGGUUUCCGAUCCGAUUUCUCACUCUAACUGCUCCUCGUGUGCCUUUUCAGAUAUUCUAGGCAAUGCCUACGUAUCCCUCUUCUUCUCUUGCGGACAAAAGCCGCAAUUGUCCACACAGGCUCUAAGUGCCUAUGCACAAGCUGAAAGAGUGGACAGAGCCGCCGCUUGCUACCCCGAGCUGCACUUCAACCGAGCCACCCUGUUCCAGUACGAGGAAAUGUUCGGGUCGGCGCUGGGGGGCUACAGCCGCGCGGCUGCCCUGGACCCCGGCUGGCCGGAGCCCGCGGAGAAGGAAAAGCAGUUGAUGGAGUACCUCCAUAACGUCACGGAACUCUGCCAGAAAAAGGGGAAGGUGAAGGCCCGGCGUUUACGCGGCAUGCUCUCCGGCCUGACCGCGUCGUCUCUGGGCCCGUGUUCCUCUCCCGACUUCCGCUCGUGGACGGGCCGCGUGGGCGGCCUGGAGCCGCGGCCGUCCAGCUCGCUGGCGCACGGCCUCAACGGCGGAGCGGCCGCCCUGGGGAAGGUGGUGUUCAGCCUGGCGUCCCGGGGCCGCGUGGCCUUCACGUUCGGCAUGGUGGACGGCGAGGAGACGUGCGUGGCGGUGAUGGUGUACAACACGGCCGACAGCUGGGGCGUCCUCAUCGGAGACACCGUGGUCGUUCCGGAGCCUCGGGUCAAAUGUCACAGUAUCGCACACAAAGGCGCGUCGUUUGACUUCAGGAGCAUCCGCGUGGACUCUCCUCUGUGCCUCGUCGUCAACGGAAGGCCGCAGAAUGCUCAGAGUGUGACGGUCACCUCUGUCAGCUACAAGCCUCAGAGCGAAUGAGGACAGAAUGGAACGGACCCGUUUUCUUUUAUUUAUUUAUUUGAGCGUAUGACGCCAGUGUUGCAAAAGAAAGUUGAACUUGCCACGCUGCUUGAACUGUUUGGAGGUUUAUGUCGAUCGAAUAAAUCCUGUUUUUUUAAGUCGCUUUUACUUUGCUAUGACUCGUCUAUGAACCGUAAAUGUUUCAUCGUAGUAACAGGUAUGCACAAUAAAUACUUCUCAAAAUCACAA
This is a messenger RNA of Phyllopteryx taeniolatus (common seadragon), 1836 nucleotides long. It is a transcript of the gene ttc5, whose product is annotated as tetratricopeptide repeat domain 5. The coding region runs from base 199 to 1605 and encodes 468 amino acids. The record is from RefSeq and is a predicted model, not a curated record. Lineage: Eukaryota; Metazoa; Chordata; Actinopteri; Syngnathiformes; Syngnathidae. Gene Ontology annotation, molecular function: protein binding. The transcript is spliced from 8 exons.